AAUAAUUAUGUCAUACAUUAUAAUAAUAGUUAAGCAUGUCAUAUAUAAUAAUAACCAUUUGAGAUUUACAUGUGCAGCCAUGUUUAAUACUGAAGGCCUUUAUCAUGUGUGUUUCUGCAGGCUGCAUGUUGGUAGAGAAAAAGAAGACAGACUACAUCACUGCAUGCACAGGAGACUCAGUACUGCUGCCCUGCUCCUGUACUGACGGACACACCAAACCUGAGAGUUUCACCUGGAAGAAACACAACACAAACAGAAACUCAUGGGAUGUGAUCUCCAGUGAGAGUGAACAGUACAGAAACAGAGUUCAGCUGGGUACUGCUCACUCUCCAGGAAAUCUCUCUCUACACAUAUCACACCUGACUGAAGAGGAUGAGGGAGUCUACAGGUGUUAUUUUAACCAGUGGAAAUAUAAAAACAUCAAACUCACCAUUAAAGUAUUGGAACACAACAGGGAGACAAAACACAUCACUGCACACACAGGAGACUCAGUACUGCUACCCUACAGCUGCACAGACCUACACGCCAAACCUGUAAAUUUCACCUGGAAGAAAUACAACCCAAACAGUAAAACAUGGGAAGUGAUCUCCAGUGAGAGUGAACAGUACAGAAACAGAGUUCAGCUGGGUAUUGUUCACUCUCCAGGAAAUCUCUCUCUACUCAUAUCACACCUGACUGAGGAAGAUGAGGGAGAUUACGAUUGUAUGCAUAAGGAAUAUGAACAACUAUACAUCAGACUUACUUUUAAAGGUAAGUAA
Molecule: messenger RNA, 758 nt
Organism: Electrophorus electricus (electric eel)
Lineage: Eukaryota; Metazoa; Chordata; Actinopteri; Gymnotiformes; Gymnotidae
Source: RefSeq, a predicted model, not a curated record